AUGACUUUAAUCGAUGAAAAUGACAAGCAAUCUGUUCCAGUAACAAAGAGAAUUGAUGAAAUUAAUCAACAACGUCUUCGAUUUAGGGAAUUUGCUGGUGAUUCCAUUAGUCAAAGUAGCAAAUUGGCGAGAUAUGCGGAAGAUGUCAUAGUUUUUGCCGAGUGUUGCGGAGAUAAUAGAUUUUCUAAAGAAGAUCUCUUGGAAUUGUUGAAAUUCCGUUUAGAUAAUGCUAAACAAAAUAAAGCAACAACUGAAGAAUUACAAUUAAAGAUUAAACAUAUUAUAGAAGAUUUAGGAGAUAUCAAUGAUCAAUUAGUAAUUUAUACAGAAGAUAUUAAAAAGAAUCCUAGAUUACUUGAUUCAGAGACGAAAAGUACGUUAUCACGAAAAGAAGCUACCAAAGAAAAAUUAUCCGACACUGCAAAGGCAAAUGCAGCCAUCGCACUGGGAGGUUUAAUUUGUUCUUGCAUUGCUGCACCUUUUAGUGGUGGAACUUCACUUAUAGCACCAAUCGCAGCGAUUUGUGUUGAUGCUGGUAUAUUUUUGACUACAGCAGGAUCCUCUUUAGCCAUAAGUACUAAAUUAUUAGCAAAUUCUGAAAAUAGUAAUAUCGCAAGUCUUGAUAGAAAAUUAAGAUUAGAAAGAGAUGGCUUGAUUGAAAAUAUUCGUGAAUCAAAUAAUGAUAUUCAAAGAAUUAGGGAAACUUGUCGAAAAUUUUCAAUUUUUUGGCAAGAACAGAUUGAUUCAAUCAAUAAUCUUAUUAACAAACUUAGCUCUUUGAGUAAUUUGGAUGAUGGAGAAUUACGAAAUAUUAGGAUGAUUUCAGUUGGUAUUUCGAAAUCGUGGAAGAAUGUGAGUAAAGAAUGUAAAACAUACAAUCAAAUUAUGUGGUCUUUACUUGAUAAUGAUGGAAUUUUGAAAAUUCAGUAA
Diversispora eburnea is the source of this 930-nucleotide messenger RNA. The record is from the annotation of a GenBank genome assembly. NCBI's taxonomy places the organism in Eukaryota, Fungi, Glomeromycota, Glomeromycetes, Diversisporales, Diversisporaceae.